CCGUCUUUCAUUACAGCCGUCCACUGGGAGCAGGCAGCGAGAGUAUAGUGGAGGGAGAGAGGGUGGAAGAGUGCUGAAACAGAGAACCAGCUACAGGGACUGUUGGAAAAAGAGUGAGGGACGGUUGUGUUAGAUCCAAGCAGAGAGACAGAGAGAGAGGGAAAGAGAGAGAGACGGCUUCCCGACUUCUCUCCUCGUGUUGUGUGUGGCCGUGGCAGGCAUGGCGUCGGAGCCAAGCACCCAGUCCAGGGUGAUGUUUCAGACCAAAGAGGAGGAGCCCCCCCAUCGCAAGCUGGGCAAGCUAACAGUGAAAUACAACCGCAAAGACCUCCAGAGGAGACUGGACAUUGAGGAGUGGAUCGACGGGCAGCUGCAUCUACUUUACGACUGUGAGGAGGAAGAGAUUCCUGAGCUAGAGAUUGACAUUGAUGAGCUUCUGGAGCUCUCAGAUGAAGAACAGAGAUCCAGACUAAAUGAGCUUUUGCAAGAAUGUGGAAAGCCAAAAGAGGAUUUUAUCAAUGGGUUGCUUUAUCGGAUGAAAGGCCUUCGCAAGAUGUCAGGACCUCUCAAGAAAUAAUCCUAGGUCAAAGUCUACAAGCUGUGAAUAACUCCAUCCUCAACCCAUAAUGCAUAAAGAAUUGAAUGCCUGUUGAAUUAUGUAGAGACACUGAAUUCCCCUGCACAAAUGGGUCAAUAAGGGAGCUGUCCAUAAAUGUUGUUUUUGUGUAUUACUAUUUAUGUACAGUUCUUAUACUUUUUUUCCAGCAGACAUAGGGUUGCAUUAUGGAUUAUAAUGUCUAUUAUUCAUUUUUUGUGAUUUGUACAUUUUUGGUUGCCUAUUUAUGUUUUUUGUUCUGGAAGGAUUAUGUGUGAUCAUAAAGAAUAUCUUUUCAAGUGUACAUAGGUGGUGGUGUUUAGCUAUAUGUAACAUUUUUACUUGGUUUAGUCAUUAACUGUUUAACUCUGAAUGAUCUUCAAACCUGAAAGAUCAGAGAAUAGACUAGUCUCAAAUAUACAAGGAAGUAUGCUCUUUCGCAGAGAAGACAGGAAGCUUGUUGCUCUUUCCAAAUUAUCUGUAAAUUUUUUUCUUACUCGUUUUUUAUGUUGCUAUAUAUUUGGGCUUUUGUUAAAGUUACCACAGGCAGUAUGGAAACUGAACAGAAAUGUCAUUGUGCCCAAAGACUCAACUAGAACUAUGUGUAAAAUACUGCUUGCGAGAUGGCAUGGUCUUCAGUAGAUUUUACAUUUAUGUCUUAAUGUCUGUAACAUUCUGAAAUGUCACUGCUUCAUGAAAGCACCCCUAAUGUCUUGUUCUUUCUGAGCAUGUAAGAAGCUUUCAAAACUCUUAGAAAACCACUGACAUUUUCAUACAAUGCAGUGACACGUCAGCCAUUACAGAAUGAAUGAAGUUACGAUUAAGGACAGACACAUUACUGUGGGUCCAUAAAAGGGUAAUUGUGUGGAAGACAUUACAAAGUGGCAGCAUUGUUCCAGUUUUCAAGACAAAGUUCAGUGUGGACAGUGUGUGCUUGUUUGCAGAUAUUUGCAUGUCUUGUUCUUAUUGCACAGGUAUAAAAGACAGGUUUUGUUCUUAGUAAGGGUUCAUGGAUGCUCAGUGUUACUAAGAAUACAGGAAUUCAUGAGCAAAUUCAAUACAUAACAGGUAAACCAAGGCAAAAAUCAUCUGCUGACAACCAGAGUUUUGCUGGAAAUAUCUGUUCCCCAGCAAUCUCUCAAAGUGCUUCGCUGUGGACCCAGAACAUAUACAAUCCAUAAUGGCUGCAUCUGUACAUAAGCUAUGUUCUGUUUAAUGCCACAGUGUAGGUCUGACCCGAAAACAACAUGGAACAGGGUCUUAAUGGCCCACUCUCUGUAGCUAAGCCCACUCUAUAUGUCCCCAGAGUCAGUGGAUAAUGUCUGCUAAUGCUGACACACUUCCUAUACUUAUCUCUCAUCCUUUCUUCAGCUUUCAUUCUGCCUCUUUCUACCCAUAAGGGCAGAUCUCUCUCAAACACCUUUGCUUCUAUUUAAGCAUUUGUGACUUAAGUGAACUUGCCAAUACAAUCAUGACACAAUGUAAUUAAGCGUACAGAAUUCAAUAGCUACAAUAUGACAUCUUGUUAAAAUCUCAUCUUUUAAAAGGUAUGAUGUGAUUUACUGUGUUAUAAAGCAAUCCUGGAUCAGAUAGGGGUCAGAAAGCGAGAGGAAGAGAGACAAGGGCCGUGGCUUCCUUCAAGUGAGUGUCUCAGUUAGUGGGAGUGACUCAAGAGCCUAUAGGUCUGCUCAACAUAACACCGUAAAGCAGCCAGACCAUUCACCAGACACUGGCUAGACACUCAGACACACACUAUGCCACUCGGAAAUUCAGUAACCUUUCUUUGUCACCUGCAGAUAAUGUCAGCAGCAUCUGUGGGAUAGAUACUGUAGAUUGUAAUAAAAAUGUGUAUGCCAGACUGCCAUACAAAGACAA
Electrophorus electricus (electric eel) is the source of this 2470-nucleotide messenger RNA. It is a transcript of the gene ppp1r14d, whose product is annotated as protein phosphatase 1 regulatory inhibitor subunit 14D. Gene Ontology annotation, molecular function: protein serine/threonine phosphatase inhibitor activity. Gene Ontology annotation, biological process: regulation of phosphorylation; innate immune response. Gene Ontology annotation, cellular component: cytoplasm. NCBI's taxonomy places the organism in Eukaryota, Metazoa, Chordata, Actinopteri, Gymnotiformes, Gymnotidae. The record is from RefSeq and is a predicted model, not a curated record.